CGUGGUAAUAAGUGCUUUCCAGAUAAAUCACAAACCUUUCAAAUUGGUCCAGCAGGACGUCAACAAAUGUAUAUUACACCUGCUGGAUGGGCAAGAUUUGGUUUAAGAGUAUUAGAUAAAUAUGAUAAUAAAUAUUGGUUAGAUCCUUUUCAACAUCAACAAAAUUGGUAUAGAGCUUUUCAUGGUACUGGACGUGCAUGUUCCACUGAUUUUAAAGAUCUUAAUGGAACUUUGGAUCAACAAUAUGCUCCUGUUGAUGCUGUAGCUAAUAUUUAUUGUAAAGAAUUUAGUAAAGCACGAGUUCAUGUUUACGGAGAGGGUGUUUAUUGUUCUCCAAAUCCUAAAUUUGUCG
Messenger RNA from Adineta ricciae, 352 nucleotides. NCBI's taxonomy places the organism in Eukaryota, Metazoa, Rotifera, Eurotatoria, Adinetida, Adinetidae. The record is from the annotation of a GenBank genome assembly.